Alternaria burnsii is the source of this 3141-nucleotide messenger RNA. Its product is annotated as mitochondrial presequence protease. Gene Ontology annotation, biological process: protein processing. Gene Ontology annotation, cellular component: mitochondrial matrix. The transcript has 2 exons. NCBI's taxonomy places the organism in Eukaryota, Fungi, Ascomycota, Dothideomycetes, Pleosporales, Pleosporaceae. Gene Ontology annotation, molecular function: metal ion binding. The record is from RefSeq and is a predicted model, not a curated record. Bases 1 to 3141 code for a protein of 1046 amino acids.
AUGCUGCGUUCCGUCGGUCGGCAGUUUCAGAGCCCUCGAAAUGCCACGAUAACCCCUCAACGAUUGUCUACUCUCUCUCGGCGUGGAUAUGCCGCCGUUACCGAUGUCUCCAACUUUCCAAAUGUCGGCGAGCAGCUUCAUGGCUUCACGCUCAAGCGCGUCAAGCAGGUGCCAGAGCUGGAGUUGACGGCUUUGCACCUUCAACAUGAUAAGACUGGCGCCGAGUAUCUGCACAUUGCCCGUGAGGAUGCCAACAAUGUCUUCUCCAUUGGUUUCAAGACCAACCCGCCGGAUGCCACUGGAGUGCCGCACAUUCUCGAGCACACCACAUUAUGCGGUAGUGAGAGAUACCCCAUUCGCGACCCCUUCUUCAAGAUGCUGCCCCGCUCGCUUUCCAACUUCAUGAAUGCCUGGACGUUCGCCGACCACACUGGCUACCCGUUCGCCACGACAAACGCGCAAGACUUCAAGAACCUCAUGUCCGUAUACCUCGAUGCGACGCUACACCCGCUGCUCAAGGAGAACGAUUUCACGCAGGAGGGGUGGCGGCUGGGGCCUGAGAACCCACUGGCAAAAGAGUCGGAAGACCCGAAUGCGAAGCGCAUCGUGUUCAAAGGCGUGGUGUACAAUGAGAUGAAGGGGCAGAUGUCAGAUGCAAGCUACUUGUUCUACACCAAGUUCCAGGACCACCUCUACCCCGCCAUCAACAACUCUGGCGGCGACCCGCAGAAGAUCACUGACCUGACUUGGGAGCAGCUUCGGAAGUUCCACGCCGACCACUACCAUCCCAGCAACGCUAAGAUUCUCACCUACGGAGACAUGCCUCUGGUCGAGCAUCUGAAGGAGGUGGACAGUCGCUUGAAGAGUUUUGACAAGAUAGCCGUGGAUCAGGAAGUGAAGGCUCCGAUCACUCUGGACGGCCCGAAGCAGGUUACGGUUGCCGGUCCUCUGGACCCGUUAGUACCUCAGGACAGACAGUACAAGACUUCAGUCACAUGGUUAAUGGGAGAUACUGCAGACGCUGUGGAGAACUUUGCGCUUGGUGUGCUGAGCAGUCUGCUUAUGAGUGGGUAUGGCUCGCCUCUGUAUCGCAAUCUUGUCGAGUCUGGACUUGGCGCCGAUUUCAGUGCCAACACCGGCUACGACAGCGCAGGCAGACGAGGGGUGUUUUCCAUUGGACUAGACGCUGUCAAAGCAGACGACGUAGGCAAAGUUCGCGAAGCCAUAGCCGAGACCCUUCUUGAAGCGCGCAAAAACGGUUUCGACAAGAUCAAGGUUGAUGGCAUCCUGCAUCAGCUGGAACUUUCGCUCAAGCACAAGACUGCCAACUUUGGUAUGGGUAUCCUUCAAAGGCUGAAGCCAGGCUGGUUUAACGGUAUCGACCCAAUGGAAGCGCUCGCAUGGCAAGAUACUGUCAAUGCUUUCCAGAAAAAGUAUGCUGAAGGUGACUACCUGGAGAGCUUGAUUGAGAAGUACCUUCUCAACGACAAGACCCUAAUUUUCACUAUGCAGCCUUCGGAGAUAUUCAGCCAGGAGCUCGUAGACGAAGAAAGCCAGCGUCUGGCAGCGAAGAUUGCGGAGACUACAAAACAGUUCCCGAGCGAACAGGAGGCACAGAAGUACUUGGAAGAACGAGAGCUCCAAUUGCUAGAGGUCCAAGAGAAGGCCAGGAACGAGGAUUUGAGCUGUCUUCCCACUGUUUACGUAAAGGACAUUCCGCGAGAGAAAGAGAGGAAGCCACUGCGACACACCGAGCUGGAUGGCGUGAAGGUCCAAUGGCGUGAGGCCCCCACCAACGGUCUGACCUACUUCCGUGCGGUGCACAAACUGCAAGACCUUCCAGACGAGUUACGAGAAAUGAUCCCGCUGUUCACUAGUGCUAUUAUGCGUCUUGGUACCAAGGACAAGACGAUGGAACAGCUUGAGGAACUGAUCAAGCUAAAGACAGGCGGCAUUUCCGUAGGAUACCACUCGUCACAGUCACCAUUGUCACUCAACGCGUACGAAGAAGGCAUGGCGUUUUCAGGAUACGCUUUCGAUCGCAACAUCCCUGACAUGUAUGAGCUUCUCCGAACCAUCAUACAAGAAACAGACUUUGAUGGCCCUGAAGCGGGCAAGAAAAUCAGAGAGCUUCUACAGAGUGCAGCAAGCGGCGCCAUCAACUCGAUUGCAGAGUCUGGUCACUCUUAUGCCAUGAGAUACGCCGAAGCUGGUAUCAGUCCUGUCAGCCGAUUGGCGGAAGAAACCGGAGGCCUUACCCAAGUCAAAGUCAUGACAGCUCUCGCAUCACAAGAGUCACUUGACGAGGUCAUUCAGAAACUCAAAGCCAUCCAGUCCUUUACUAUCGCAAACAGCAACCAGCUCCGCGUAGCAAUCAACUGCAGUAACGACAGCUCAACGUCAAACCAAGAAGCACUCCAACGCUUCUUGAACACUUUACCAAAGGACGUUUCUGUACCGACAACAUCACAGCAGAAGCAGUACCCCCGCAACGCCAAGUCAUUCUUCCCUCUUCCUUACCAAGUCUACUAUUCUGCCCGCGCUGUGCCAACAGUAGCCUACACCGAUGCUUCCAGCGCACCUCUCGAGGUCCUUGCUAAGCUCCUCACCUUCAAGCAACUCCAUCCUGAGAUCCGUGAGAAGGGUGGCGCUUAUGGAGGUGGUGCCUAUGCCCGUGGUCUUGGUGGUCUAUUUGGCAUGUACUCAUACCGCGAUCCCAACCCACAGAACAGCAUGAAGAUCAUGGCUGAAGCAGGUCAAUGGGCGCGAGACCGCGCAUGGACACCUCAAGACCUCGAAGAAGCUAAACUGAGCACAUUCCAAGGAUACGACGCACCACAGAGUGUCAGCCGCGAAGGCAUGAGAUUGUUCCUGUCCGGCGUCACGGACGACAUGCUGCAGACGCGUCGCGAGCGUCUGCUCGACGUCACGGCUGAGCAGGUACAAGCUGUAGCAGACCAGUUCCUUGUCAAGCGUGCCGAGGAGAGCAGUGUCGCCAUCUUGGGCGAGCGCAAGGACUGGGUCAAGGAGGUCGAUGGCUGGCAAUUCAGGGAUCUGGGUAUGUCAGAGAGCGCAAAGGCUGCCGAGGAGGCAGAGGGUGUUGCGCAAAAGGAGGACGACGUGCCUGCUAUCGCAAGCUGA